Molecule: messenger RNA, 2258 nt
Organism: Hermetia illucens (black soldier fly)
Lineage: Eukaryota; Metazoa; Arthropoda; Insecta; Diptera; Stratiomyidae
Gene: reb
Exons: 7
Coding region: 938-2188 (416 amino acids)
Biological process (GO): regulation of DNA-templated transcription
Molecular function (GO): protein binding
Source: RefSeq, a predicted model, not a curated record
UCUUGGAUAUGUUCGCUAAUCUCCCACCAUGCAGGUGUCAGUUGAUCCGCGGAUUUCGUGGAGUGCGGACGCGAAACGCAAAAAAGUAUUUCAUAAUUUUUUUUUUGAAAUUCGCGCCCAUAACUUCCAAAAAUCUCUAGGAUGCUAAAGUGCAGCUAAGUGUGUGCAUCUUGCAAUUCAUCUGAAUGCAUUUCGACUAGUCGAGCAGAGCACGUAGGCGACUUGCUCAACGGUUCGAGGGCUCCAUGCAGUUCAUCCAUCUAUUCUAGACCUAGUUUAAUUAGUGUAAUUUAAUUGAAGAGUACCUAGUGCAGGUGUGAAAGUGGUUACUCUAGUUGACUUAAGCAACUAUCGAUCUUAGCAGCAUCACUGCCAGUUCAGUUCCGCACAGAUUUUGCAUUUUCCAAACAAAAGAGUUAUUUAGUGCAGAUUGUGUUGAAAUCGAUUAUUAUACGUCGUUACUCCAAACAAUUGAGUUCCUGCUUCAGUUUCAGUUGGCAUUUGCACAUUUGCUCACGACUUGCAUAAAUACACUAGCGAAAAUCGCUUGCAAUUCGGAAAACACACAAAUCGAAAGCAAACGCAAGAAGAAAGAUAAAAGAUAUUUUCUGUGGUGUAAAUGCUUGUAUCUUGUGCAUUUUAAUAAGGUGUUGUGUGAAUGUCGUAAGCGAACUCACCUUGAUAUAGGAUGUCUAUUUUUGUGGAUUAACAAAUUUUGUAUGUGGUUUAACAUAUAAAAUUAGUAAAACUGAUUUCAUCACCGUCUCAUCCAAGUGGUCGGACGUUAUUGUUGCUGUGGCAGUUGUUGUUGCUAACAUUGUAGCCGUUGCUCUUGCUACCAAUUGAAGAUUGUUACCAAGGCAAGGACGAAUCGUUUUGAGCGACUUGAUCUAUCAAAGAUUUUAAUCAUACUGGCGACUAUUAGCUGACGAUCAAAAUGAUAUCGCGUCGUAAAAUUUUGUCAAGGUCCUUAGAUAAUCUGGACGACAUAUCCAGAACCGGUGAAGAGGAAGAUGUUUGGUACGAUAAGGAUAAGCUGUGCAGGGAUCACAUACAAGAAGUACUCGACAAAUGGACACAAAUUGACGAUGAAAUCUGGGCAAAAAUCAUUGUUUUUGAAAGGAAUCGUCGUGUUGCUAAGGCAUAUGCCCGCUCCCCAGUCAUAACAAUAAAUGGAUCCAAGCAUGGUUUCGAUGGAAUGAGGAUUGGACUAAAUGGUUUCGACAAUCCCAUGCGUGAUACAAAAACAGCUGAAGUUAAAAAAUUAAUUGGUGAAGGAUUCAAAAUGAAAAUGGACGAAACAGGAAAUAUUUUGGUAAAACGUUAUGGCAAAAGUAACGUCUUGGUACAGAAUACAUUACAAAAUGCUAAUGAUGAGACAGUAAUCGGUGCUGAUAUAGCGAAAUUGCCAAAUCAUGCAUUGCAAGUUGGAAAAUCAGGAAAGCUAUUCGAUAUAAAAAAAUUCAAUCUAAAUAUAAACCGUGAAUUGGGACGUUCAUAUCCAGAUCGUCGACGUCUCGAACGACAAUGCUUAUCAGCCGUGGCACUUGUUAAAUCAAGUGAUAAUCUCUUAAACUGCCCCCUCUGGAUUCUAGUUAUAAAUGUCGUAGCUAUAGAUAUGCUAAAAAAUAAAAUGUCAGCAAUUCCAAAAAUGUUUGAUUCUGAUAACAACAAUCGUUCACCACCAUCUUCAUCGAAUGAGGAUCCUUACUCAACCAUUGAUAGUCAAGCUGAAUUAACUGAGCUUCAUCCAGCUGUUAUUCAGGCGGCUUCGAAAUUGUCAACACCAAAAUAUGAGGAAGUUCCAUAUGAACCAAAGCCUGACUACGAAGCCCUUGAAAACGACAAAGCACUGAAACCAGUUCGUUUCGCGAGUAAGGAUAAAAAUGGCAACAAGCCCAAACAACGUAAGAAGCAAGAUGACCCCUACUACUGUGGUCUCUUGGCGCGUAUCCCUAACUUCAUAAAAUCAUCGAAACCGAAUAAAAAAUGCUCUAGCAAUAAGGAAGCCAAGAUGGCGCGCAAAAUUUCCGCUCAAUAUACAUCGCAACCCAUACCUAUUGCUUCCGUGCAUCAGUAUCCCUAUUCGCCAGUCUACCCGUACAAAAUGUACCCCCAUCAUCAUCCGCUCUCGCAAUCACAAUUCUCAUUGUGGGAUGCACGUAGCCUAAUUAGCGGAGUCGAUUAAUGCCGUGGUGGUUCGGAGGAGGUCUUGUUUGGUGUCCUUUGCCAUAUAAAAGCUGAAGACUGAAAAAAAA